This is a messenger RNA of Coniosporium apollinis CBS 100218, 648 nucleotides long. RefSeq lists its product as uncharacterized. The coding region runs from base 1 to 648 and encodes 215 amino acids. Gene Ontology annotation, biological process: mRNA splicing, via spliceosome. The record is from RefSeq and is a predicted model, not a curated record. Gene Ontology annotation, molecular function: nucleic acid binding; zinc ion binding. Lineage: Eukaryota; Fungi; Ascomycota; Dothideomycetes. The transcript has a single exon. Gene Ontology annotation, cellular component: spliceosomal complex; U4/U6 x U5 tri-snRNP complex.
AUGGCCGACAAAGCCCCCCGCGGCGCCUACGGCCAACAAGCCGGCAGCGACACCUCCUUCCGGCGCACCUGGGACAAAACCGAAUACGCCUCCCGCGCCGCGGCCCACGACGCAGCCCUCAAAACCGAAGGCCGAGCUCGCUACGAAGCCGCCGCGGCAGGCAAAAAGUACAUCCGCCGCGCCUCCACGCCCCCAGAUGCCGCGGAGACGGAAGCACGGCGGCAACGUCUCGACGUCGCUGCGCAGGUCGGGAAGACGAUGUUGGUCCCUGCGGGCAGUGCAGUGGGGAAGCGGGGCAGGGGAGCGGGGUUCUACUGCGAGGCCUGUGAUUUGACGUUUAAGGACAAUCUGCAGUUUGUGGAACAUCUGAAUUCGCGGCAGCAUCUUGUGGCUGUGGGUCAGACGGGGGAGGUGAGGCGGGCGACGGUUGAGGAGGUUAGGCAGACGCUGAGGUAUCUUAAGAGGAAGAGGGAGGAGGAGAGGGAGGAGGUUGUGGUGGAUCUUGGGGAGAGGUUGGAGAGGAGGGCAGAGGAGGAGGAGAGGGAGAGGGAGGAGAAGCGGCGGAAGAGGAAUGAGCGGAGGCGGAGAGGUGGGGGAGAGGCAGAGGUCAAGAUUGAGGAUGAUGUGGGGGAUGGGGUUAUCCGUUGA